Molecule: messenger RNA, 5209 nt
Organism: Oncorhynchus masou masou (cherry salmon)
Lineage: Eukaryota; Metazoa; Chordata; Actinopteri; Salmoniformes; Salmonidae
Product: protein phosphatase 1 regulatory subunit 26-like
Exons: 2
Coding region: 215-3904 (1229 amino acids)
Biological process (GO): negative regulation of phosphatase activity
Molecular function (GO): protein phosphatase inhibitor activity
Source: RefSeq, a predicted model, not a curated record
GGUGCGAGAGACCGUGCACUGUUUGCUUGUGUCAGUUCUGUGUGUGAAUACUGCUGAAAUCGAUAGAAUUAGCUAAUAGCUGCUAGGAAAACCAGCGAAACUGGUGGACAUUUAACGCGUACGAGCGAUUCAACCAUAACCAGAUGUAAAAAUGUGAGUAUUGUCAGAGGCAGAUGUGCUCCCAUGCUCCCACCCACCCCAGCACCACACUAGAAUGUACUUGAUGAACGUGCCUCCAGUUGCGGCUAUUCACACAGAAUGGAAGUCAUCGUGCGGCGGUCCGCCCGGAGGCUUUAGCGGUCUGCCCAUCUGCUUCAAUGACUCUGACAGCGACUUGUCCACCACUGGAACACCCAUCCCAGAGAAGGUCCAGAUGAUCAUAGAGAGCCUAAGGAGCACCCAUUCCUCACUCGACAUGGGCAAUGAGACGGAGGGGAACCAGGUGCUGUCAGGACAACCAGGACAGGAUGUCGGAGCCCGCAGCUCCCAGGGCCUCAAGGCCCGGAGGGGGCUUCCUGUGGUGAUGGGGCCCAAGCCCAAAUUCAGAGGACCUCUUCCUGCCACUCACAUUAAUAACUUGCUGGCAGUGCCUGAAGUUUCCUCAAAUGUUGAUUUGGAGAGCCAGAGUUCUGACAGCGAUGACUCGGUGGAUAGAGGGAUCGAGGAGGCCAUACAGGAGUACCUGAAGGAAAAGGACGACCACAAACGCAAGGCAGAGCCAGAGCCAUCCACUAAUAUUCUACAGCCACCCAAGAUGCCGCGGAGGGAGCCUCCUCCAACCGUUCCAGAACCUCCCAAACCACAAUCUGACAGCAAUAAUGUUUUAACUGCCAGCAACCAGGUCCCGAAAAGUGUCAAAACAGAAACGCAGGACACCACACCCCCAGCCAUGAAAAAACGUGUAAAAAGUAAGACACCCACCUGCAAAGAGAAUCCCUUUAAGAAAUUGGGCACAACAAGCAAAGCAGCGGUGGUCCAAAAACUGUCCUCUUUUGAACGGAAGAGAGGCCCCUCUAUUUCGAACCCUCUUUCUGGCAAACUGAAGUGUCCCUUGGUGAAAGCAGUGGAGGAACACUUGUCUGACAGUGACAGCAGUAGUGAUGACGGUAUAGAGGAGGCUAUUCAACGCUACCAGCAGGAGAAGAAGAGAGAGAGACGUGAAGGAGGAGGCAGACAGUCCUCCAAGCCCCUUCUUCUCCUCAAAGAGGAGUCCGACUCCAGCAGCAGCGAUGACGGAAUUGAGGAGGCUAUCCGCCACUACCAGUUGGAGAAGCAGAAAGAGAAAAAGAGUGUCCCCAAACUCUCUCUAUCUCUACCCCCUAAACAUAAGCAAGUCAGUAAAGCAGCCGCUUCCCUGUACUGUCCAGAGAGCAUUAGCUCUCCAGCAGGGGCCAUGAAAAAACACAAACUGUCUAAAAAAAUAAAAAAUAAACCUGAGACUGGGGAUGUAAAAUCCUAUCUACCCUCCCAAACUCUAGGUUCCUCACUCUCUCUUAUCAAGACGAGAUUAGUUGCUAGCAGUCCCCAGGGGAACGGCCUCCUCCUGUUGACUCAUGUGGAACCCCUGCGAGAGAGGGAGCAGGAGCAGCACACCACCCCAGGCCCAGCCACCCUGAAGGUGAACACUAUCACUACCACCACAGCUGAGCUGAUGUGUGCUGAGGCCAUUCUGGACAUCUCUAAAGCUGUCAUUAAAAUUCCAGAGGCCUUUAACCCUAACGCAGCGGACCUUAUCAAUAUCAACAGCAGAUCCACAGAGUCCACCACUUCCCUCCUCAUCUCCACAAACUGUCCUGAUGAUGAUGAUAAGAAUAAAAGUGAUGAUGAGAGCUCCGUUGACAGUGAGGAGGGGAUCGAACAGGAAAUCCGGAAGUUUCUCGAGCAGAAAGCCCAUAUGCACAAACUGUUGCCUGGUUCAGCUGUUGGUACUACAAGUCAGGGUGGAACUAACACUACGACUGAACCAGAGAAAAACAGCAAACUUAGUCUGGCCCAGAAGAAAACACUGAGGCUGUCUUUGACGCAGAGAAGAAAGCGCAAAGAGGAAGGCGGCAGCAGGAACGGUUCCAAGGAGGAACGAGAGACAGAUCUAGGAAUGAAAGAAGAGGCCGUCACAAAACCCUUGACUGAGCAUGACAGAGGGUCAGGCUCAUCCUUGUCGUCCCUGAAGAAAGCCCCACUGAAAUCCGUGAAGGGCUCAGAGAGGAGGAGGGAACAGAGUGGAGAGAAGAGUAGCUCACUGGACAGUGAUGAAGACCUGGACACUGCAAUAAAAGAUUUGCUCAAGACCAAGAAGAAGUUGAAAAAGAAGACUAGAGAUAUGAAGUUGAAGUCAAGGAAGGGCCUCAAGGAAGAUGAGUAUUUGUCUAGAAAAUCAACAUCACCGCUAAAGAAGCUCAGAACGGAGUCUGAGCCCAAGACCAAUAGUCUUUUGAAAACGACCCUUAAAGUCACUACUACUACUCCAGCCCAAAGUGGCAACGACAACCGAGAGAAGUGCAAAGUGAGUAAGAAUGUGUCAAAGCAUCCACAGAGCAAUAAGAAGAAAGAGCCCCUUAACCAGGCAUAUGAGACAGAUCGGUCUGAAGGGACAAAAUGUGUAGAAUGCCUGUCGGGAGUUAAUGACCCAGGGGUGUUUCAGAUAAAGGAAGAUAGUAGUUCAGUGGACAGCGACGACAGCAUUGAACAGGAGAUCAGAAAGUUCCUGGCGGAAAAGGCUAAAGUUUCUACUACCGCAGGGAACACAGGAGAUGGAAAGGAGAUUGGGAACGGAAAGGGCAAAACUACAAUCCCUCUCACAGAGAACAGCAUCAAAACGGAAAAUCAGCUGGCUGAUAUUCCAAGAAUGGAUGUUACCCAAUUCCCUGACCCGCCUCGUCAGAGCAGUUCUGAGCAGAGAGGAGUUCCGAACAGAGGAGUCUUUCCCAACACACCCCCAGGAAACCCCACCUCCAUCCUAGGAACAGCCAGGGGAUCGUGCCUCCUUUCAGCCCUCACCCCCAGCUCCUAUCCUACAGCCCUGGAGCCUGCUGAUGGAGCUGGGGCUGCCAGAGCUGACAAGAGUAGUUCGGGUUCAGGAAGCGGUAAUGCCCACCAGUAUGCCAUCUCAGAGAUGGCAAGGGGUCACAGCCACAGGUCAUUUCCAAGCCCCAGCACCCACUUGCCCAGGACUGACUCAGAGCAGUGGCUUAAGAGCCAAGCGUUCCCCCCCACUGAGACAAAAGAGAAGAUCCAUAACCGGAACCCAUUCCAGUACAGCUCACCUAGUUUUGGUGAGAAGACAGCCACCACGCAUGCAUAUCAGUGUGGAGUACCAGCCAGUAUCUAUCAACAUAGGAGGAGAGCUGAGCCUGCACCUGCAUUGGACACACCUGUCUCCACCUGUCCUGAUGUUGUACGGAUUGGGAGGAUCGUCAAAUCACCACUGGUUCCUUUUCACUGCCCCUCCUCCUCAGAGACAGCCGUCGUCUUCAGCUCUCCGUUCCCAAGCCUAACCAGGAGACCUGUGGAGACGGGGCCGUCCGGGAGGUACUUCCUCCAGGGUCAUGGGUCAGGGCCGGGCAGCCGCUGGGGUCAACCUCCAACCCUGACCCCAGGGCCGUCGGAGAGCAGCGUGGUACACGUGGCCAAGAACCAGACCACGUUUGUCGAACUGUCUGAGAAUAAGACCAAUCAUGUACAAGUCAGGAGCAGGGAGGUGACAGUGAUUGAGGGAAAGAAGGAAAGGAGAAGUGACUUGCCAGCAGGAGAGAAAGAAAAAGAAAGGGAGGGCAGACAGCCAGAGGAGAGAGGAGGAGAGCAGAUAGAAAGACAAGGAGAGGAGGAGUGUGUAGAUGAGACCGAUGUCAGCGAGUCAGACGAGAGGACGAGCCCAGAGAAGAAGCAGGGCUUUCCUACUUUGUAAGUUCAGGCUUUUUCCUUGUAACUUCACAGUGGCAUCACAUAGCCUUUUUUUUUAACCUAUUGCGUGUGCCCUCCUUCCUAGUGGAAAUCAUGUGCAUUCGUUCAUUUGACGGUUCCAAGGGAUAGUUUGUUUGUUGAUACACAAAAUGAGCAUAGUGCAAAGCUUAUUUUUAUAUGUUUGUACAUUUUAUACAUCUAUUUAAAAUACUAUAACACAAUGUCAUCAAGGAUUUAAGAUUUUUUUUUUCAUUUGUUUUGUGAGAUUCCAUUUUCUGUUACGUUCUUAUCAUUCAAGCUCUUAAAAGCAAUAUCAAUCACCACCCUGAAACAACGAGCCCCGUGCAUGAAGGCUCAUACCACCAAUGCACAGCUGUGUGUGUCUGGUCAUUUAAUACAGGAACUGGUUAUUUUUGUCUCCCUUGACAUUUAAAAAAAAAACUUUCAAACCCUAUCAAAUAUAUAAACCUAACCACUAAAAUACUACACUAGUACUAUAAAAUGUUAGGACAAAUACAGAAUUAUAAAGACAAUUUUAACAGGGAGCAGUGAGGUAGAAGUGUUUUGUAGCUCCAUGGAUGAAUGGCUUAAGGGACUCCUUUUUAUAAUGCAAAUACUUCAUACUCUGCAUUCAACUAGCCUAAUAUUCCCAUGUGUGUGUCUGUGUUUCCCUCUUUGUAAUGUUUUAAUAGACUAAAAUCUUCCCUGUGCAUUCUAACAGUCAUCCCCAUGUUAAUGACACAAACGCACGGAAACAAAAAGUAUCAUUGUCAUAACAAGCCCUUACCAUAAGCUACGUUUCUGUUCUGAAGGAUCCUGUCAGCAGCGGUUAAAUUAGCAAAAGCGACUAACACCCGUUCAGAUGCUGUUUUUACACCUGCUUUUUGUAUGUUUGCUCUGUUUUGUGUCUGAAAAUAUACAAAGAGAUUGUAAAGAGGACAAUCAUAGGCACAUUGCCCAUAUCAAUGGUUCAUCUCCCGCUCACAAGCUGUCAACAGCACACACAAACUCAUCGGGCUCUUCAGAUUUCUCCACUUGCCACUUGUGUUUUUUCUUUUCUUUUUUUUUCUUUGUUUGCUUGUUUUAUGUUCCUGUAGUUUUCUUGAAUUUUCAUAUGUGAAAAGAAUUAUUUAUUUUUGUUUAUGGAAAAAAAGGAGGAAAUAAUACUUACUGAACAUGCUGUGCAUUGCCAGUUUUCAUAAAUAUUUUGCAAAAAUUGAACUUUCACCGGUUUUCCCUGUCAGAGGAAGGAUACUUUGACUGUAUCUUUAAAGUGCAACUGUAUAAUAAAGAGUGAAUUUCAACAACA